This is a messenger RNA of Myotis brandtii (Brandt's bat), 2571 nucleotides long. RefSeq names its product calpain 9 (gene CAPN9). Gene Ontology annotation, biological process: proteolysis. Lineage: Eukaryota; Metazoa; Chordata; Mammalia; Chiroptera; Vespertilionidae. The transcript has 19 exons. The record is from RefSeq and is a predicted model, not a curated record. Bases 28 to 2187 code for a protein of 719 amino acids. Gene Ontology annotation, molecular function: calcium ion binding; calcium-dependent cysteine-type endopeptidase activity. Gene Ontology annotation, cellular component: cytoplasm.
CCCGAGUCUGCUGCCAGGGGAGCAGCCAUGCCUUACCUCCUCCGGGCCCCGGGGCCCCAGGAGCACCCCACUCCCAGGGACGCCCGCGGCACCCACUCCUCCGGCCAGAGCUUCGAGCAGCUGCGGCGGGAGUGCCUGCAGAAGGGGGUCCUGUUUGAGGACCCCGACCUCCCCGCCACCGACUCCUCUCUCUUCUACAGUGAGAGGCCCCAGAUCCCCUUCGUGUGGAAGCGGCCAGGGGAGAUAGUGGAGAACCCAGAAUUCAUCCUCGGAGGGGCCACCAGGACGGACAUCUACCAGGGGGAGCUCGGUGAGUGUGAGCGGAGGGAGCAGGGGUGGCAGUUCUGGCAGCACAGCGAGUGGCUGGACGUGGUGGUCGAUGACCGGCUGCCCACCUUCAGGGACCGGCUGAUCUUCCUGCACUCGGCCGACCACAACGAGUUCUGGAGCGCCCUGCUGGAGAAGGCCUACGCCAAGAAUCUGACCUCAGCAGGGGCUGGGAGGUUCUGGCAGCACAGCGAGUGGCUGGACGUGGUGGUCGAUGACCGGCUGCCCACCUUCAGGGACCGGCUGAUCUUCCUGCACUCGGCCGACCACAACGAGUUCUGGAGCGCCCUGCUGGAGAAGGCCUACGCCAAGCUGAACGGGAGCUACGAGGCGCUGAAGGGCGGCAGCGCCAUCGAGGCCAUGGAGGACUUCACGGGGGGCGUGGCCGAGACCUUCUCCACGAAGGAGGCGCCCGAGAACUUCUACGAGAUCCUGGAGAAGGCGCUGCAGCGGGGCUCCCUGGUGGGCUGCUCCAUCGACAUAAAAAAUUCUGCGGAAUCGGAAGCCCGGACGCCCUUUGGCCUUAUUAAGGGUCACGCCUACACCGUGACAGGAAUUGACCAGGUGGGUGACAUGAUGCCGGUCCCUGGUGCUAACUUAGUGCCUCACAGAGGGGUCCCGGGUUCGAUUCCCAUCAAGGGCACAUGCCCGGCCGUGUUUGCUCCUAGCUCCCCCGAGUGGCGUGCUGUGGGCCCCGCCGAGCAGCAGCGCCUGAGCCACGCGGCCCUGGAUGACGGAGAGUUCUGGAUGGCCUUUAGCGACUUUAAGGCCCACUUCGACAAGGUCGAGAUCUGCAACCUCACGCCGGACGCCCUGGAGGAGGACGCGCCCCACAAGUGGGAGGUGACGGUGCACCAGGGCAGCUGGGUGCGGGGCUCCACGGCCGGCGGCUGCCGCAACUUCCUGGACACCUUCUGGACCAACCCGCAGAUCAGACUGUCCCUGACCGAGAAGGACGACGGGCAGGAGGCGUGCACGCUGCUGGUGGCCCUGAUGCAGAAGGAUCGCAGGAAACUCAAGCGGUUCGGCGCCAACGUGCUGACCAUCGGCUACGCCAUCUACCAGUGCCCCGGGAAGGAGGACCAUCUGGACAAGGACUUCUUCCGGUACCACGCCUCCCAGGCCAGGAGCAAGAGCUUCAUCAACCUGCGGGAAGUCUCCGACCGGUUCAAGCUGCCCCCCGGGGACUACAUCCUCAUCCCCAGCACCUUCGAGCCGCACCAGGAGGCCGAUUUCUGCCUGAGGAUCUUUUCAGACAAGAAAACCAUCAGCCGGGACCUGGAUGGACACGUGGACAUCGACCUUCCGGAGCCCCCGAAACCGACGCCGCGGGACCAGGAGACGGAGGAGGAGCAGCAGUUCAGGGCCCUGUUUGAAAGCGUCGCCGGGGAGGACAUGGAGGUGACCGCAGAGGAGCUGGAGUUUGUGUUAAAUGCUGUGCUGAGCAAGAAAAAGGGCAUUCGAUUCGAGAAGCUGAGCCUGAUUUCCUGUAAGAACAUCAUUUCUCUAAUGGACACCAGUGGCAACGGGAAGCUGGAGUUCGAUGAGUUCAAAGUGUUCUGGGAGAAACUGAAGACGUGGACGGUAUGUACCCUGGGGCGUGUGUGGCCUCCAGGGCCCCUGCAAGCCCAUAGCAGAGGGGGCUCUAUAUUUUUAAGCUUCCAGCUGAGCCGCCACCUCCUGCAGCUGGUGGUGCUCCGCUACGCGGACCAGGACCUGCAGCUGGGCUUCGACGACUUCCUCAACUGCCUGGUGCGGCUGGAGAACGCCAGCCGCGUGUUCCAGGCUCUCAGCACGAAGAACAAGGAGUUCAUCCAUCUCAACAUAAACGAGUUCAUCAACUUGACAAUGAACAUCUGAGGCUUCCCCGAGGUGGCGCAGCCGGUCCAUUUGGGAUCGGACUCGCUCCCCACCCGCUGUCGCUGUCGCACCCUCUCCGCCCCCACGGAACCCACGCCGCCUGGUCUGGGAAGACUGAAGUGGCCUCGCUGUGCUGUCCGAUUCUAUGCUGCUUCUCUGUGACACCGCUUCCCUGGGAUGGCGGUGCCACCACCAGUGCCUGACGCCCGGGUCUCCGCCCAUCCCUUCCUCUCCUUCCCCCACCUCCCCCUGUGAUGAAUUUCUCAGGGCCCAGUGUGCAGAACGCUGGCUUUAGUGUAGCUUCAAUCACGGUGUUCAGAUAUCCCGUAGAGCCCGGCCGGCGUGGCUCAGUGGUUGAGCGUUGACCUAGGAACCAGGAGGUCA